AUGAUGUUGGCACCGAAUUUGCAAAUGUUUUGGAGAAAUGAGGAGUUUAGGGUGGGUUAGAGACGCAGCGGAGCUAGAGAAACUAGAGAUGAGAGACGCAGAGAAGCUAGAGAGCAUGUAGAAGUUGGAGAAAUAUAGAGGUUAGACAGCUAGACUCUCGAAAAGGUUAGAGAAGAAGAUGAUCUAAAAAUACCUGAAAAGCUAGAGACGCAGAGGAGCUAGAGAUCACAGAGUAUAUUUUUGCAGCUCCGAGAAUCUCGUGUAAUAUCAAUAGCCUCGAAAUCAGAUGAAUCAGUAAUUGAUCGUCGAUUAGUUGAACAAGGUGUUGUAUUAGGAGGAUUGGCAAAAGAUCGUGUUAUUGAUCGAUUGAUUGUGUCUCCGGAUUUGAGAUAUUCAUCGAUUAAAGGUGGGUGA
Molecule: messenger RNA, 414 nt
Organism: Caenorhabditis angaria
Lineage: Eukaryota; Metazoa; Nematoda; Chromadorea; Rhabditida; Rhabditidae
Source: the annotation of a GenBank genome assembly